UCAGUGUCCAUUUUAAAAUUGAAUAAUAUCAAAAUUUUCAAGUUAAAUAUUGUAAUUAAAGAAUAAUAAUUUUGAUAAUAAAAUGGGCAUAAGAAGCUCAGCCCCAGUUAAAUCAAACAAUCUCAGAGAACGUUUAAAAAAUAACCACCAUCAUUAUCAUCAUCAUCAUGACCACAAUGAUCCAUUAACUAGCACAGAUGGACAAAUACCAUCAUCAUCACCACCAUUAAGAAAAUAUAAAUAUGAGAAUAAAAAAUUAACAACAAAUCCAUUUUUAAUAUUCUAUCUUCGUCUUAAAAGUAAAAAACCAAGACAACAUGUCACAGUUAUUGCUAAAAUUGCUGGUAAAUUGUGGACAAAAAUGACACCAGAACAACGAAAAAAAUACAUUGAUAUUGCAGAAGCUGAAAAAAAACGUAGAGAAGAAAAAAAAAGAAAAAAAAAGAGAAAAAAACAUUACAUAUCAAAUUCAUUGAAAAAAUAA
Molecule: messenger RNA, 484 nt
Organism: Aphidius gifuensis
Lineage: Eukaryota; Metazoa; Arthropoda; Insecta; Hymenoptera; Braconidae
Exons: 2
Coding region: 83-484 (133 amino acids)
Source: RefSeq, a predicted model, not a curated record